GCGGCAGGGCUGCGGAGGCCAGCGAGUCGGGCCCCUCUUCGGCCAUUUCGAAGUCCAGCCACGUCCACAGCCAUGUCCAUUCACCUGGGCAGCCAAGUCUUCAGCGCGCGCGGCGCGCAGAUGCGCUCCAGCUCCACGCGUCCCGCCAGCUUCAGCAGCCGCAGCCUCUACGGCCUGGGCGCCUGCAGGCCGCUGGGGGCUGCGCGCUCCUUCCCCGGGAGCGCCGUGGGCUCCGCCAUCCAGGCGGUGACCAUCAACCAGAACCUGCUGGUCCCCUUGCGGGUGGACAUCGACCCCACCCUCCAGAAGGUGCGCCAGGAGGAGCACGACCAGAUCAAGACCCUCAAUAACAAGUUCGCCUCCUUCAUCGACAAGGUGCGGUUCCUGGAGCAGCAGAACAAGCUGCUGGAGACCAAGUGGGCCCUGCUGCAGGAGCUGAAGUCAGCCAAGAGCAGCAACCUCCAAGGCAUCUUCGAGGCUCACUUGGAUCACCUGAGGAAGAAGCUGGAGAGCCUGCAGCUGGACGGGGGCCACCUGGAGGUGGAGCUGCGGGGCGUGCAGGAGGUGGUGGAGGACUUCAAGAACAAGUACGAGGAGGAAGUUAACCUGCGCACGGCUGCUGAGAAUGAGUUUGUGGUGCUGAAGAAGGACGUGGACGCCGCCUACAUGAGUAAGGUGGAGCUGGAAGCCAAGGUGGACGCCCUGAAAGAUGAGAUCAACUUCCUGAGGAUCCUCUAUGAGGCGGAGAUCAGUGAGCUGCAGUCCCAGAUCUCGGACACGUCCGUGGUCCUGUCCAUGGACAACAACCGUAGCCUGGACCUGGACGGCAUCAUCGCCGAGGUCAAGGCCCAUUACGAGGAGAUCGCCAACCACAGCCGGGCCGAGGCUGAGUCCUGGUACCAGACCAAGUUUGAGACUCUCCAGGCCCAGGCAGGCAAGCACGGGGAGGACCUCAAGAACACCCGCAACGAGAUUUUGGAGAUCAACCGAGCCAUCCAGAGACUGCAAGCCGAUAUCGAAAACAUCAAGAACCAGCGAGACAAGCUGGAGGCCGCCAUCGCCGAGGCCGAGGAGCAGGGGGAGCUGGCCCUGAAGGACGCCCAGGCCAAGCUGAACGAGCUGGAGGCUGCUCUGACCCAGGCCAAGCAGGACAUGGCCCGGCAGCUGCGCGAGUACCAGGAGCUCAUGAACGUGAAGCUCGGCCUGGACAUCGAGAUCGCCACCUACAGGAAGCUGCUGGAGGGCGAGGAGAGCCGGUUGGCCGAAGACGGAAUGAGAACACUGAAACUUUCUGUGCAAACCACCAGUAGCAGCGGCAGCAGACUCACCUUUGGGGGGACCAUGGGCAGUAAUGCCCUGAGCUUCUCGAGUGGCAGGGGGCCUGUGGCCUGCAAGACCCUUUCUGCCAAGACCUCGUGCGUCACCAGCUGGAACGCUCACAGCUGAGCCCUAAGUGUGGGGAGCCACACACCCUCCUCCCACAGACCCAGGAGGGUGCGCUCCUGUCUCCUCCCUGGCCCCCAAGACACCACGGUGACUCGAAAACAGAUGUCAGAAGAGACCCCAAUAAAGCAGCCCCUUUGA
Messenger RNA from Condylura cristata (star-nosed mole), 1584 nucleotides. RefSeq names its product keratin 7, type II (gene KRT7). The coding region runs from base 73 to 1446 and encodes 457 amino acids. Gene Ontology annotation, cellular component: keratin filament. Gene Ontology annotation, molecular function: structural constituent of skin epidermis. The record is from RefSeq and is a predicted model, not a curated record. Gene Ontology annotation, biological process: keratinization; intermediate filament organization. Lineage: Eukaryota; Metazoa; Chordata; Mammalia; Eulipotyphla; Talpidae. The transcript has 9 exons.